Molecule: messenger RNA, 1346 nt
Organism: Culicoides brevitarsis
Lineage: Eukaryota; Metazoa; Arthropoda; Insecta; Diptera; Ceratopogonidae
Product: chitinase-like protein Idgf4
Exons: 4
Coding region: 79-1305 (408 amino acids)
Biological process (GO): carbohydrate metabolic process; chitin catabolic process
Cellular component (GO): extracellular region
Molecular function (GO): chitin binding; chitinase activity
Source: RefSeq, a predicted model, not a curated record
UUACACAAAAAUUGUUUAAAAAAUUGUAUUUUUUACGCGAAUCGUUGUUGAUUAGAUAAAAAUUAAUCGAAAAAAAAUAUGACAAAGCCACAUAAUAUUAUCGGCUUUCUCGGCAGUGAAGCAGUUCAUCGCGAAGAUUGUCACAGGUUACCGUUCGAAAAACUCGAGCCUGCGGUGUCGACAUUGACGCACAUCCUCUAUGGACCGGCAUUUUUGGGUCCGAACAAUCAGUUGUUGCCGCAGCAUCCCGCAGAUGUCGAUUCGGAGAACAAAGAAGGCACUUAUCGCAAAGUAACGGCACUGAAAAAGCUCAAUCCGCACCUGAAAGUGUUGCUGAGUGUGGGACGUCGUGACUACGAUGAAGCCCGAUCGACACAAUGUGUGAAUUUCUUGGCAGAUAAGAAGGCGCGAGAGACUUUCAUUCAAGAAGCCCUCAAUGUCGUCAAGAAAUACGGAUUUGAUGGCAUCGAUUUGGCCUGGGAGUUCCCGCGGUACAAGAAAAAUCCAAUUUUAAGUUUCCUUUCGAGCGUUUUGGGUGCCGAAAACGAAGUAAAAUCGAAUUUCGUCUCUUUUGUACGCGAACUCAAAGUAAAGUUUGGAGAUUUGAUUGUCACAGUGACAGCUUUGCCAAAUCAAAAGUACAUUGAGGACUUUUAUGAUGUGCCAGCCAUUCAGCAACUCGUUCAAUUCAUCAUUGUAUCAACUUAUGACUAUUGCACGCCGAAGGAUAACCCAUUGACAGCUGAUUUUGCAGCCCCGCUCUUUACUCCGAAGAAUCGGAAGCAAAGUGUCGACGUGAGUGUCGCGAAAUGGCGUGCUGCGGGUGUUCAGGACAACAAACUCGUCAUUGGAAUACCGACUUUUGGACGUUCUUGGGUGCUUGGAGACAACAUGAUGACUGUCAAAUCUAUUAGGAUGGAGAAUCAAGAGCCGCCGUUCAAUGCAACUGGUCCAACUCCCCCCGGAAAAAGAUGCCAAAAAGAAGGACAAAUCGCUCUCGUUGGUGUCCGCGAAAGACUUUUAAAUCCCGCCAAUACCGAUAAAACUGAUGACGAAGCUCCUUUGCAAGAAUUUACAACGUUCGUACUUCAACACGGCGCUUAUGCAUUAAACACUAGCAUCCAAGGAGGUGACUUCAUAUCGUACGAAACUCCCGAAGAAACGACAAAAAAGGCGGAAUAUGUCCAACAAAAGGGAUUAGCGGGCGUUGCGUUGUUCAAUUUGGAAUUCGAUGACUUUAACGGCGAAAAAUACGUCGUCAAGUUUCCUCUACUCAAUGCUGUGUCCAAACAAUUUCGAUUGUGAACUCGUUGUUAAAAUUUGUGUUUUUAAAUAAAUCUGCUGAU